GGCUCAUAUCAUUUGUGAGGUCUGUUGAUGUCUGUAUUAUGCAUAAAUUAAAAACAGAAAGGAGUCUAUUAGCUACUAAUAAAGAAAUGGAGAGUAAAGAGCUUUUUCAGAAAACUUUGGACUUGACAGCAGUUUGGAUGGUUCUUCACGCUUUGUGUUUUGCAACACAUGCUUCGGAACUUUUAUAUUCCACAGCGGAGGAAUCUAAACCAGGAACUAUUGUUGGACACUUGACUAAAGAUUUAGGAAUGGAUAUACAUAUGAUAGUUUUAAGACAGAUGCGCAUAAUCUCGGAAUCUAAUGAUAAAUAUUUUAACGUGGACCUGACAUCUGGAGCUUUGGUGAUCAAGGAAACAAUGGACAGGGAGAUUUUGUGUGGAGGACGUUUACAUUGUCACAUUCGGAUCCAGAUUUCUCUUCAAAAUCCGUUGGAAAUGCACAGCGUUUCGAUUGAAAUUGUGGAUGUUAACGACAACGCGCCACAGUUCCAAAGCCAAAAUACUUCUUUGGAAGUUUCAGAAGCGGCAGCUCCCGGCACGUCGUUCCGCCUAGAAAGUGCGCAUGACCCGGACGUGGGAGUGAAUUCACUGCGCGCUUAUUAUCUCAGUCAAAACGACUGUUUCAUUCUAAAAAUAGAUACAAAAAGUGAUGGCAGCAAAAUCCCAAUUUUAGUCCUAAACAAGCCUCUUGACAGAGAAAAGAUGAGUGAAUACCGAUUAAUUUUAACUGCAGUUGAUGGUGGCAGUGCAGAGAAAUCCGGCAAUAGUGCUGUUUUUAUAAAUAUUCUUGAUGUCAACGACAAUGCUCCACACUUUCUUAAUCCUACUAAAAGAGUCACUCUUUUAGAAAAUUCUCCGCAUGGAACAUUAGUCACACUUCUUAACGCCUCUGAUGCCGAUCAUGGUCAAAAUGGUGAGAUAUCUUACACUUUUGACAAAUACACACCUGACAGUGUUCUGAAACUGUUCAGCGUGGAUUCGGUGACAGGCGAAAUUAGAGUUACGGGACUGAUCGAUCACGAGCUGGCGAAGGUGCAUGACGUCACGGUCCUAGCAAGGGACAAAGGAAUGCCCCCGAUGGAGGGCUCGUGCAACAUCAAAAUCGAGAUUAUAGACGUGAACGAUAACACACCUGAAAUUAGCAUUAACAUGGUUUCUUCUGUAAUAUCUGAAGAUGUGACUUUAGGCACUGUCAUUGCACUUAUUAAAGUUAAAGAUGAAGACACAGGCAAAAAUGGCGAAGUGAACCUGCACAUUCCUUAUGGGUUGCCUUUCAAGAUCAGUUCGCCAUAUAAGGGCCUUUUCACUUUAAUGGCCGAUGGCCUUCUGGACAGAGAAGCUGUGGCUGAAUACACCAUCACUGUGACCGCCACAGACUCUGGUUCCCCGCCUCGCUCCUCGCAGAAAUCUUUUGUGCUGUGUCUUUCAGAUGUUAAUGAUAACCCCCCAGUCUUUUCACAGCCUUCCUACUCUGUGGACAUAGCUGAAAACAAUGCCCCAAAUGCUCCCCUUCUGUCCGUGUCUGCCUCAGACCCAGAUGUGGGUGAAAAUUCCACCAUUUCAUUCUCAAUUUUAGAGAGUGAGGCUCUUGGUUUGUCUGUUUCUUCAUAUGUAUAUAUAAACCCAAAUAGUGGGCAAAUUUAUGCUAUCAGAAAGUUUGAUUAUGAACAUCUGAAUGCGUUUCAAUUUGUAGUGCAGGUUCAGGAUAGAGGAACUCCAUCUCAAAGCUCCAAUGCCACUGUGCACGUGUUUAUUAAGGAUCAGAAUGAUCAUCCUCCUAUCCUUAUUUACCCUGCACCCACAUCCGAUGGGACUCUGCAUUUUUUUAUACCUAGAACUGCCAGUAUCGGACACCUAGUAAAUCGUAUUACGUUUGUAGAUGGUGAUAGUGGUCACAAUGCCUGGUUAUUCUACAGCAUCUUGGGGCCUGAUGCUGAAAUGUUUCACAUAGAUGCACAUACUGGAGAGCUGCGUACUGCACAAAAACUUUCAGAAGAGGACAGCAAAUCUGUCUUUAGCCUUAAUGUGAUUGUAAAGGAUAACGGAAGGCCUUCUCGUUCUGCUAGUGUGGCAGUUAACAUCACCCUGGCUGAAAAAUCCUCAGACGUUUCUUCUGAACGCAGGAGCCUCACCUCCAAAACACCAACUGGAUCUAACCUCACACUGUACCUUAUAAUCACAUUAUCUUUCAUUAUUGCGUUCUCUUUCCUGGCUAUCAUUGCUAUAGCAGUACGCUGGCUCAGCCAUCAUGGUUAUAUGAUCUGCCUCAUGCAAAAACUUGGUUUUAAACACACACCUCGUGCGCACCAACAUAAUGACCUUCAUCUGCAACUAAACACUGAUGGUCCUAUUAGAUUCAUGGAGGUCGUGGGGGCCACUCAGGAUUUCCACAAACACGCGUAUACUCCUGGUUUGUCCACCAUCUCCAGUAGGAGUGAUUUUGUGUUUGUUAAGGCCCCAGAGAGCACUCUAAGCAUGCGACUGUCAAAAAGACUCUUCGCUCACUCACUUAUGAAGCAAAAGCCACCUAAUACUGACUGGCGAUUUCCCCCAAACCAGAGGCCUGGACCCAGCGGGGCUGGAGCACGUCCUGAAGAGGCAGGUGCCGGUGCUGGUGUGAUAGCAGGAACAGGACCAUGGCCCAACCCCCCUACUGAGGCUGAACAGCUCCAGGCUAUGAUGGCAGCAGCAAACGCAAGUGAAGCCACUGCGACUCUUGGCCCUCGCUACAAUCUACAGUAUGGCCCGGAUUACCGUCAGAACGUCUACAUCCCAGGCAGCACUGCCACCCUUACAGCCAACCCUCAGCAACAGGUUCUCCAGCAGGCCCUUCCUCCACCACAGGCCCUUCCACCUACCGAAGUCCCCAAAGCGGCUCAAACACCAGCCAGUAAGAAGAAACCCACAAAGAAAGACAAGAAGUAAGACCUGUGGAAGAGCUGAAGAAACAUGUUGCCGGGAAUCUAAACAUCUAUCCUCUCAAACCAUGUUGGGUUUGGAUGAAGAUUUAAAAAGAAAAAAGUGAAUAGUAUUACUUGUUUUAGCGUUAACAUGAGACAAUAAGCAACCAAACAAGAGGAAAUGUGUUCAGAUUCCCGAAGCCCUUUCUCUGACAGAUAUCUCUGUCUUGUAAAUAGCAUACUAAAACAAGAAGAAACACAUUUCUUCUUUUUAUUUUUUCCCUCAAAUGUCACGUUUUAGGCUUUUUGUGUUCUUUUCAAAGCAAAGUAGAUGCUUAUUGUGGAUACAAAAUGAAACGCUGUUAGGCUUUUUAACAUGAUGUGCCACAACUCUCACCUUAACUGAAGAAAGGAGUAUUUAGCUGAACUAUGCAUUGCAAAGGAGAUACAAAAGGUGAACGUAUAUAUAAAGUGUUUUCCAGGUGAGAUAAUACAUGUAUAUUUGCGUAAAAAAAUCUGACGGUGAGACACUGGAUUGUCGGCAUGGUGUUUAAAAAUAGAUUCAGUCUUCUCAUUAACUUCUUAAUAGCCAGUUAAGCAGAGCUGAAUGUUAGGUUAAUGACGUUUGACUAUUCUUUGUUAUUAUUUCCUGUUGGCGUGCUAAAGAAUCCUCUGGAAAUGAAGUAAUGUAAACAGUGUUUUUUUGAUGCUGAGAAAAGAUAAUCACAGCCUUUGUAAGGUCAAUGAUUUGGGUCAAAGGAAGAAGAUCUAAAGAAGGAAACAGCAGAAAUGUGCUUGAAUGGAUCUUAGAUGGAAGGAUUUCAUGUCUGUUCAUCUGCACCUACCACCACUAUCGUGUAUAUAAAAUGUGUAACCUGUCUGUACAAACAUUAGAGCCACAAGGGCUGGCUGUUACAGGAAUGUUUCAGUAUUUUUUACAAAAAAAAAAACAACAAAAAAAGACACAAGAAAAAAAAAAGAUCCAGUGUAGUGUUUUAGGAAUAAAAGCUUCAAGUCCAUUGACUAACCAAACUGUACAUACUACGAAACUUCUGAUGACACGCAAUCGUAGCUUAAGGCUUGUGGAGUAUGUGCAUAUUUUUGUGUUUUCCCCCUCUUGAUUACACUUUACUUUCCUCUUCUCCAAUCACCUAAACCUUUGAAAGAUAACAGACAAUACUUAUACUGUCUUUGCUAUAGAGUAACACCCUUUCCCAUCUUACUGUACUUUUCUGUGCUUGUAAUUCCAAUCAGUCCUUAAUGAUACUGGAAUGCCACUCCUGUCUGUUUGACUUUGAAUAUCUAUCUAUCUAUCUAUAUAUAUAAAUGUCUGUCUGCUGCUUGGCUACUUUUUCUGUAUUUGACUGUGAUUCCUUUAAAGAAACGCUUAGCACCUCAUGUUACUCUUUUUAUUUUAUAAUCUACUAUUUAUAUCGCUGUUUGAUUUAUGUUUUACUUUAUUAUUGGAACACUUACAUUUGAAAUAAAAUUUUGUCAGAACUC
Messenger RNA from Danio rerio (zebrafish), 4402 nucleotides. RefSeq names its product protocadherin 1 gamma 32 (gene pcdh1g32). Lineage: Eukaryota; Metazoa; Chordata; Actinopteri; Cypriniformes; Danionidae. The record is from RefSeq and is marked validated. Gene Ontology annotation, molecular function: calcium ion binding. Gene Ontology annotation, biological process: anatomical structure morphogenesis; homophilic cell-cell adhesion; cell adhesion. Gene Ontology annotation, cellular component: plasma membrane; membrane.